AUGUCUUUGAUUAGUGCAACAAUUUCUGCAGUGAAAAACAGUCCUAGGGAAAUAUUCAACCGCUACCUGUUCUUGUGUACUUGGAUAUGGAGCUUUUCAGGAGUUGCCAAAGGUUUCGACGAGGGAAACAUCGCCUCACUUGUCACCAUGGCCGUCUUCAAGAAGAGAUUUGGCAUUGAUAAUCAAUCAGAAUCCGAGUACUCAAAUACGAAAGGCUGGAUAGUAGCGAUUGCAACUGCUGGAGCUGUGUUGGGAUGUCUCGCGUGUGUCAAACUCACUGAGAAACUUGGCCGCAAGUUGACGAUGCAAAUUUUCACUCUUGUUUAUAUUGCCGGUAUUCUCGGACAAACUUUCUCGUCUGGAAGUGUGGCUGGAUUGUAUAUCUCGAGGAUCAUCUCAGGUGUUGGCAUUGGUGCUACUACAGUUCUGCCUCCAGUCUACAUUUCCGAGAUUGCUCCUCGCUCGAUUCGUGGCCUUCUUACUCUCCAAUACACUUGUUGUCAGCAACUUGGUGUCGUCUUUGGAUUCUUCUUCAAUUACGGGAUCACAAAACACUACGCAGGUACACAAAUCCAAUGGCAACUGCCCACUGCGCUCCAGAUUGCGCCUGCUGUUAUUUGGGGCCUAGGAACAUUCUUCACGCCGGAAUCUUCUCGUUUCCUGCUUUCUCGUGGCAAACCUUCCGAGGCUCUCAAAGUUCUCUGUGACUUCCGAAAGCUUCCUGCGGACCACCCCUACGUACAAGAAGAGUUCCAAGCCAUGCAAGCUCAACUUGAACAUGAGAUGGAGAUUGUGUCCGGUGCCUCAGUCGUGGACCUCGUCAAAGAGACAUGGAAAGACAUGCCAAACAGACGCCGGUUUAUCCUCAUGUUCCUCGCCCAUCUAUUCAGUCAGUGGAGUGGUGCCAAUGCGAUCACGCAGUACAGUCCAUCCAUCUUUGGUUAUCUCGGUAUUCAAGGAGAAGAGGGUCGCCUACUUGCCACAGGAGUCUACGCUAUUGUCAAGUUUGUCUCAGUGCUGCUAUUCUCGGUCUUCGUCAUUGACUUCAUCGGCCGACGGCGAUCUCUUCUCACCGGAAUCUCUCUUCAGAUUGGUACGCUUCUUUUCGUGGGCAUCUACCUAAAGAUUACAAACGGACGCAGCGCGGCAGGCAUUUCUGCAAACCCUGCUUCUCGGCGGGCCAGCGAGGCAGCGAUUGCAGCAAUCUACUUGCAUGCAAUUGCUUGGUCGAUUGGAUGGUUUUCCAUCCCAUACCUUGUUAGUGCUGAAGUGUUCCCUAUACGAAUCAGAUCGCUGUGUGUCUCCGUGCUUAUGGCGUUUCACUGGGCGUUCUACUUCGGCUGUUCCCGCGCGAUGCCAUCACUUCUAGCCGCGACUGAACGUUACGGUGCGUUCAUUUUCUUUGCAUCUAUUUGCUCGAUCUCGCUUGUUUAUGUGUAUUUGGCGAUGCCGGAAACAUCGGGAAGAUCUUUGGAGUCUAUGGAGAGUCUUUUUAGUCGGCCGUGGUACACGGUGCAUAAAGUUGCGUACCCCAAGGCCGAAGACCUCGCUGCAGCUCCGGUUGCAACGGACGAAAACGGCAAGCCAUCUGUGGCACACAAGUCUUAA
Colletotrichum truncatum is the source of this 1608-nucleotide messenger RNA. RefSeq names its product quinate permease. Gene Ontology annotation, molecular function: carbohydrate:proton symporter activity. NCBI's taxonomy places the organism in Eukaryota, Fungi, Ascomycota, Sordariomycetes, Glomerellales, Glomerellaceae. Gene Ontology annotation, cellular component: membrane. Gene Ontology annotation, biological process: carbohydrate transport; transmembrane transport. The record is from RefSeq and is a predicted model, not a curated record.